Psylliodes chrysocephalus is the source of this 3154-nucleotide messenger RNA. The record is from the annotation of a GenBank genome assembly. Lineage: Eukaryota; Metazoa; Arthropoda; Insecta; Coleoptera; Chrysomelidae.
CGAUUAUUACUUGAACAAACAAUAACACUUGAUUAGCUCUUUAUAAUUUACAAAUUAGUUACGGUAUUCGAAAUGGUUCACAAUGUCUUAAUACUACCCGUAAUAGUUUUUCUAAUUGCAACGGUUACAGGAGUGCCUGCGGGAAAUGCGGGAGGUUACAAUGUGGGAUGCGUAAAAUGUCAUGCCCUUGAUAAAAAUAAAAUCAACAUUCACUUGAUCCCGCAUUCGCACGACGAUGUAGGGUGGGUCAAAACCGUUGAUGAAUAUUUUUAUGGAGUAAACUCCGGUCAAGUUAGUGUAUCACUUAUUAUUACUUCAGUGGUCGAAGCACUCAAAAGAAAUCCAAACAGGAGAUUCAUCCAAGUAGAAACUGCAUUCUUUCAUAAAUGGUGGGAAGAAAACGAAGAUUUACGGGAAGACUUUAAAUAUUUGGUAGAUAAUGGACAAAUAGAGAUGGUUAACGGAGCUUGGUCGAUGAACGAUGAGGCUUGUGUUAAUUAUCAAUCAACAAUUGACCAAUUUACUUGGGGUUUAAGGAAAAUUGAGGAAAUGGUCGGAAAAUGCGGCAGACCUCGAGUGGGUUGGCAGAUUGAUCCAUUCGGCCACAGCAGAGAACAAGCUUCUAUUUUGUCGCAAAUGGGUUUCGAUGCUAUGUUGUUUGCUAGAAUGGAUCACGACGAUAAAGACAAGAGAAUACAAAACGGUGACCUAAAUUUUCUAUGGAAAGGAAGUGCAAAUAUAGAUGACAGCAUUAUCUUCGGCAGUUGUUUUCCAAAUUCUUUAUAUAACGAGCCAGAUUGGUUUUGCUGGGAUAUUAAUUGUGGAGACGAUCAAAUUGUCGAUAAUCCUCAUAGCCCUAUAUAUAAUCUGGAAGAAAAGGUAAAAAAGUUUGCCACGGUCCUCCAAAAUUUUAGCACCUAUUACCCCGAAGAGAAUAAAAAUAUUUUAGUAACGAUGGGUGGGGAUUUCCAAUAUCAAGCAGCGGGAUACAAUUUUGGAAACAUGGAUAAAUUGAUUAAAGGAUUCCAAACCUUCGAUACCGAAUUUAAUCUUAUUUAUUCAACGCCAUCUUGUUACAUUAAAGCUGUCAACGAUGCUCGACCUAAUCUAUCUCUGAAAACAGACGAUUUUUUUCCAUACAGUGACAGAAAUAACGCGUUUUGGGCUGGUUAUUUUACUUCUAGACCUACAAUAAAGAGAUUUGAACGAACUGGUCAUAAUAUACUACAGGCUACAAAACAGAUGUAUGCGUUGAGUUCCAGUUUUUCGGACGAUGGUAAGUUGACCGAGUUGAAGGAAGCGAUGGGAGUAUUGCAACAUCAUGAUGCAAUUACUGGCACGGAACAGCAACAUGUUACCAGUGAUUAUGUUAGAAUGUUAACAAAAGCUAUAAAAGAAUCCGAAGAACCCCUUGGCGAAAUUAUUAGUGAAUUUCUGGAAUCAGAUGUCAAAAUGGACCUGUCAUCAUGUUUACUCAGUAACAUGAGUAUAUGUAGUACAUCGCAAAAUAAUGAUAAAUUUGUAGUUGCCGUUUAUAACCCUCUAGCGUGGAAAACGACGCAUUAUAUCCGACUUCCAGUAAAAGGAGGAAGUUACCAAAUCAAUGGUCCCGAUGGAACUGAAGUGUACGAUCUGAUAGAAACCUUGUUUUCAUUCAACUACGUGAAAAUAAAGAAUGAAAAACCGAGCUCGAUCGAACUAGUUUUCGCCGCUAGAGAUAUUCCUCCAUUUGGCUUUAAAAUAUAUCACAUACAAAGAACUAAAAAAGUGAAAAUAACUAACAAGACACGUGUUUCUAAAGUCACUUCUUUUGAAAUGGACCUAGUGACAAAUUUGAUCAAAUCGGUUACUUUAAACGGCGUCUCCAUAAAUGUGAGUCAAAAUUUUCAUUUCUAUCAAAGUAACGAUGGAUAUUCUGAUGCUUCUGAAGUUGCUUCUGGUGCGUAUAUAUUCAGACCAUUGAGAGAUGAACCAUUGGUUUUGGAAAACGCCACAAUUAUAAAACAAUUUUCCGGAAAAUUGAUUGAAGAAGUUCAUCAAAAAUGGAAAAAUGAAUAUGCUGAUGUUUAUCAAAGCAUUCGCUGGUAUAAGAAUGAAAACUACUUGGAAUUUGACUGGAUUGUAGGCAACAUCGAUUUGGAUAAAGUAGGUUUUGGCAAAGAAUUUAUUAGCCGAUUUAACAUCGAUAAUUUUGACAACAAGGAUACCUUCUACACCGACUCCAAUGGAAGAGAACUGAUAGAGAGAGUUAAAAAUAAUAGACCAACGUACUCGUACAAUAGUUCCCAAGAACCAGUCGCGAGCAACUAUUAUCCCGUAACCUCUAGGAUCGUUAUCAAGGACGAAAAAAAAAACCUGGAAGUAGCUAUCCUUACCGAUAGAUCCCAAGGUGGUACAAGCUUAGAUAAAGGUCAACUAGAACUUAUGGUACACAGAAGAUUAGUUUUUGAUGAUAAUCGAGGAGUGGCAGAAAGUCUGGAUGAAUAUGAAUUCGACGGAGGUUUGUACGCAAGAGGAUCUCACUAUUUGGUAUUUGGACCGAUUAAAAAUACUGAUAAAGACAAACAAUCUACUGCAGCUAAAGAACGUAUUCUGGCACAAAAGAAACUGCUUCAACCAUGGGUGGGGCUAGCACCGACCAAUUUUACUUUUGAACAGUUGAAACAUAAAAUGAAACUUUCGUAUGGUGCUUUAACCGCUGAACUUCCAGAAAACGUUAAUAUUUUGACAUUCGAGCCUUGGGUCAAUGGUAGUUACCUUUUGAGAUUGGAACAUAUAAUGGAAAAAGAUGACGAUAAUGUUUUAUCAAUGCCUGCAAAAAUUUCAAACUUAAAGGAUAUAUUUAAAAAUAUAACUGUCACAGAAAUGACAGAAACGACGUUGGCAGCUCAUUUGACUCGUACAGAACUAUCAGAAAGAGGAAAAUACUCAUGGAUUAUGAUAAAUAACUCCUUUAGUACGACCAAUGCAAGAACUGUUAUUAACGCCGAUGAACAAAUUACUUUAAAUCCAAUGGAAAUCAGAACAUUUAUUCUAAAAACCGAAAAAAAGUCCAACUCUGCAAAUGGGCGCAAUUCUUGUUUUAUUUCGUUCGGUAUUUUAUUCUUAGUUUUGUAUUUAUUUUAAAUAAAUAAACAAAUGUAAGUGUUAACUA